Messenger RNA from Choloepus didactylus (southern two-toed sloth), 1782 nucleotides. It is a transcript of the gene TEX13D, whose product is annotated as TEX13 family member D. The record is from RefSeq and is a predicted model, not a curated record. Lineage: Eukaryota; Metazoa; Chordata; Mammalia; Pilosa; Megalonychidae. The transcript has a single exon.
AUGGCCGUGGACUUUGGGGACCACGGGAGCGGCUUCUGCCACAAUGAAGUGAUCAGAUUCAUCAACAAGGAAGUCCUUAUGAACGGCGGUGGCCCGGACUUCUACCUGGCCUUCUGCUCGCGGCCGUGGAACGAAGUGGAGGACCAGCUGCGAGCCAUUGUGGCCGACCCGCAGGUGCCGCGCGCCACCAAGAGGGCCUGUGCCUGGAGCACCCUGGCCUUGAGCGUGCGCUUGGCGGUGCAGCAGCGGGAGCAACAGGGGCGUCGGGUUCGUCGGCUACAGGAGCAGGUGGAGGAGCGCGAGGCAGCCGCCUGGGCCUUGGCCUCCGAGCUGCAGCGGCUGCGCGAAGAGAGAGAGGACGUGGCUGCGCAGCUGCACUACACGAGGGCCGCCCUGCAGCAGGCUUUGAAUGAGCGCGACCUGCUGCGCGGGCAGCUGUUCCAAGCAGGAAGGUCUGUCCUGGUCGCCCCAUUGCCCCAGUAUAUCAUGCCCUGGCCACGAGCCCAGCAGCAUGGGCCUGUGGUGUGGCCCCUGAAUGCAGGAGAGCAUGGAGUGGUGGUGGCCGUGAGGGUGCAGGGAAGGCUUUAUUUGGAAGCCCAGAUGGGAGUCCCGGCAGCAGUGCUUUAUGUGCCAGGACCCCCGGUUCCUUGGGUCCAUGUCAUUCCACCCCCUACGCCAAUGCCAGUGCCAUACCCAUUCCUAGUCCCCCAGCCACUCCCAAUGGGAUUCAUGUAUUUGCCACCUCUACCACCUGUAGUAGUCAUGGAAACAGAAGCAACAGCAGUCCCACUUCAGAUGCCUCCUGGAGGUAUCUACCCACUUUGCCUGUGGAUUGCAGUGGGUUUCCAGGAGGAGGUGGCCCCAUUGUGGUACCAGAGGAGCUAUAGCCAGGAAGAAGGUCCUGUGAUCCCCCAGGGGACAGCCCCUCUGGGGGACAGCAGGAGCCACAGUCAGGAGGAAGGUCCAGUGAGACUUCAGGGGGUCACCCCCCUAGGGACCAACUGGAGCCAGAGCCAGGAAGAAGGUCAAGUGAGGCCCCAGGGGACACCCCACCUGGAGGGUAAUAGGAGACACAGCCAAGAGGAAGGUCCAGAGAGGCCCCAGGGGACAGCUCCCAAGGGAGACAGAAGGAGCCACAUUCAGGAAGAAAGUUCAGAGAGGCCACAGGGGACAGUCCCCUUGGGAGACAGCAGGAACAGGAGCCAGGAAGAAGAUCCAAUAAGGUCCCAGGGAACUGCCUCCUUGGGGGACAGCAGGAGUCACAUCCAGGAAGAAGGUCAAGUGAGUCACCAGGGGACCACACCCUUGGGGGGCAGUAGAAACCACAGCCAGGAGAAAGGUCAAGUGAGGCUCCAGGGAAUGGCCCACUGUGGGACCAGCCGGAGCCACAACCGAAAAGAAGAUCCAGCGAGGUCCCAGGGGACACCUCAUCUGGAGGACAGUAGGAGCCACAGCCAAGAAGAAGGUCAAGUGAGAUCCCAAGUGACGGGCCUAUGGGGGACCAGCUGGAGCCACAUUCAGGAAGAAGGUCCAGAAAGGCCCCAGGGGAUGGCCCCCCUGGGGGACAGCAGGAGCCAUUUUGUAAGAGAAAGCCCCAUAAAACAGCAGCCCCAGGGGCAGAAGGCCAAGUAACCCAAAGGGAAAAAAACCUUGGAAUCCCAGCAACAGGAAAAGCCUGCCUCAGUUUGCAGUCCUGCCAAUUGGGACUGCCCAUGGUGUAAAGCGAUGAAUUUUUCCUGGUGCAUGGCCUGCUAUAAAUGCAAGAAAGUCUAUUCCAGUUGA